This is a messenger RNA of Pyricularia pennisetigena, 552 nucleotides long. RefSeq lists its product as uncharacterized. The record is from RefSeq and is a predicted model, not a curated record. The transcript has a single exon. Gene Ontology annotation, molecular function: protein binding. Gene Ontology annotation, cellular component: nucleus; transcription repressor complex. Bases 1 to 552 code for a protein of 183 amino acids. NCBI's taxonomy places the organism in Eukaryota, Fungi, Ascomycota, Sordariomycetes, Magnaporthales, Pyriculariaceae. Gene Ontology annotation, biological process: negative regulation of transcription by RNA polymerase II.
AUGGUUAGCGCAGUGGCCUUUUCGCCGGACGGCCAGGUGGUAGCGUCGGCGUCAAACGACAAAACGGUGCGGCUUUGGGACGCGGCAACGGGGGCGCAUCGCCAAACACUCGAGGGCCACGACGCAGAGGUUAACGCAGUGGUUUUUUCGCCGGACGGCCAGGUGGUAGCGUCGGCGUCAUACGACAAAACGGUGCGGCUUUGGGACGCGGCAACGGGGGCGCAUCGCCAAACACUUCCGUUAGGCCUCACUUAUACUCUCGCUUUCCACUCGUUAUCCAGCACGCUGCUGCUUACUGAUUUUGGAGCUGUGGACCUGCUUACGAACUCUUUAUCAAAUGGACCGUUACCGCCAUCCGAUGACAUAACCUCAUCUCCAAUUUCCUGCAAUAUUGGCUUAAGUCCUGAAAAGACCUGGGUUAUGGUAGGGGAUGCAAAGAUCCUUUGGCUCCCUAUCGAAUAUAGACCAAUUGCGUCUGCAGUUCGAGGGUCAACAAUGUUUUUAGGUUGUUCAUCGGGUCGCGUAAUUCAAAUCGUAGCUGCUAUGCAGUGA